Messenger RNA from Toxoplasma gondii ME49, 402 nucleotides. RefSeq lists its product as hypothetical. The record is from RefSeq and is a predicted model, not a curated record. Bases 1 to 402 code for a protein of 133 amino acids. Lineage: Eukaryota; Apicomplexa; Conoidasida; Eucoccidiorida; Sarcocystidae. The transcript is spliced from 2 exons.
AUGCGAAGAUAUUUCUGUCGAGAGAGAGCAACGCUUUCCCGCUAUCCUCUUUCUGUCAAAGCUAGAGGAGAAAAGGCAGUUGCCCUGGAGGUAACGACGCUUUUCACUCAUCCAGGACAGGCUACUCUUUUCUGGUUCGACCACCAGGAAAUCCACCAGUGGGUGAAGACGGCUGUGUCGAGAGAAGGUGAAGUCGAGAGACAAAUUCCAGUCCCGAGGAAGACAAAAAACUUGAAAAAGACCAUCAGUAACUUCGGGAGACCAAAAGCAGGUUUCUCGGGAAAAAAGUUAAUUCCACGUCCGUUAGGCGUUCGAUUCUUUAGUGAAGAGAACAAAUCGAGAAGGCGCUCUGUCGCCACGCGCAGUCCGAACAGGGACUCUUCCCGUAGCUCCUUUAAAUGA